Phaeodactylum tricornutum CCAP 1055/1 is the source of this 1159-nucleotide messenger RNA. RefSeq lists its product with no specific name. Lineage: Eukaryota; Bacillariophyta; Bacillariophyceae; Surirellales; Neidiaceae. The record is from RefSeq and is a predicted model, not a curated record. The transcript has a single exon. Bases 221 to 1159 code for a protein of 312 amino acids.
CAAACUCGGAUCGGCUGUGAGAACUAACGGUAGAACGCUCACUGUCAGCGAUUGCAACUAAUAAGGAAGAGUCCUUUUACCCUCUCUCGUUACUCCGCCGGGUCGUACCUUCCUUGAAAGGCACCGUAAUCCCUGCUUCGAUUCCUGCCUACCUUCUCUGCUGGCUUCGUCGUUCGUCCCUUCCUUGGUGCGCACUGACUGGCUCCGAGUCCCUGGGAAUAUGCCACAAUCUACGAUUCCGUCGGCACCGUCCCGCAGGUCGGCCUCGUCCACGUACGAUCCGGCGCUCGUCCAAGCCUUGUUUGAACAAGCCUACCAUUUGCCGGGCAAUGACACGGCCUUUCAAGAUUGGCUCGCCUACAUGGGUAACAAUCAUCCAAUAUUGGGGUUGUGUCUGGCUCAUCCGGCGCACCCCGCGACCCGCGCCACACGUCUACUCAUGCUACUCGCUUCGGUUACCUUUGGUCUCGUCAUUACCAACAUCUUUUACUUGACCUGGAUCUACUACGAAGAAGAUUACGAAGUUGAACUCUUGGCACUCAAUACCACUACCGGUGUACAACUUGUCGACAAUACCUACGGGUCCGUACAGGUCACCACCGGUAUGUUGAUCCUAUGGUUCAUUGGUGGGAUGGUGCACGGUGUCUUUGAUCAUGUUCUGUGGUGCAUGGCCACGGGUAUAUUCCCCUGCAGUGGCUUUCCAAACGUGGCCAAACGGAGUAAUAACAACAACAACAACAGCAACCAUACAAAAGGCCGCGAACGCAAUUGGACUCUGUACAUCAUGAUUGUCAUUGUCAUGGUCUCCACAGCCAUUGCCACACUCGGUGUCGUUUUAAAUUCCGCUAUGAACGCCGAAGACCGCAUCGACGACGUGGCUCAACGGGCCCCGGCGGAAACCCUCAACUCGGUGGACGGCGCCGAAGUGGGCGAAUUCAUGCUAGGGUUCGCGUUGGAACUCGUCAUGGCCUACGUUCUGUACUUUCCACUCGGGGAGACCAUCCUCUUUACCGGCAUUCUCAGCUGCAAUGGGCGUCUGGCCAUGUUUGCGGGUCGACCGCAAGAGAUAGAACAACUCCGCGAACAGCAACGUCCGCAAGCCAAAACGAAAUCGCUCCAAACCGAAUCCCGCAUCCAAUCCAAACAGUCCGCAGUGUAA